Molecule: messenger RNA, 2501 nt
Organism: Pomacea canaliculata
Lineage: Eukaryota; Metazoa; Mollusca; Gastropoda; Architaenioglossa; Ampullariidae
Product: deoxynucleoside triphosphate triphosphohydrolase SAMHD1-like
Exons: 14
Coding region: 1164-2429 (421 amino acids)
Biological process (GO): defense response to virus; regulation of innate immune response; dGTP catabolic process
Cellular component (GO): nucleus
Molecular function (GO): dGTPase activity
Source: RefSeq, a predicted model, not a curated record
AAUCGUCGGUAUUAUGUACAAGUCGACUUCGCUUACUGUAAUCUGCAUUGUCGACUUGCUACUUGAGACUGGCAAUCAUUUUCAAGAUCCCACAUUCACAAAGACAAAGGAGAUUUUUUUACCUAUAACCGAGAAAACUUGGGCUUAAGUUCGACUUAAGACCUCACAUGAAACCGACCCCAGUUUUGAGUUGCGUUUUACUAUCUGUAGUCACCUUCAAUAAACUUCUCUCGGUUGACGGAGGAAUCUCUCGAACUGACAGGUGACAUGUACUUUGCACAUAAAUGGCGGGCAAGUCUUGACAUGUCUCCAAGAGUAUAAAUAUCACUUUCCGCACUUGACUUCUUUAUUAGGUGUGAGGAGUUAAUCGGGUGGACGGAAGAAGCGAUUGCCUCAUCUCUGACCGAUAACCUGACACUACUUGCCACUAGGCACUAGCUAUAUGACUAAAGACAAACUUUCAGCUAAAACUCUCAUAAUGUAAAACAUUGUAAAGUUGGCUAAACAGCCCGGCUAGCGCCUAACAGUGCGACCUGUCCCAGGUCUUCUCUUCGACGAAUGGCGUGGACAGCCUGACGACCCCUCUGUGCUCCUGUACACCAGCAGGGUCUUGUUGCAUUUCUACUUUUGUGUGUGCAUGCGUGCGUGCGUGCGGGCAUGCGCUGGCCUGUCAUAUCCUUCCUUUUUAGUACAGGCGAUUACAGUAUCAAGCUCUAACGGGGAAGCGAAAUUCAAGUUUCAAAUAAUGCAAAGCCCAGGAUUCUAGCAACAGGUCGCUUUGGAAAGAUCAGGGAACCGUACGUGGUGAAGUUGUUUGCAAGAGGACUGAGUAACAUCUGUUCGACUGGUUUAUUCUGAAGACAUUUCCGAAGAAAACAUCUUUCUUAGCAAGAUGUCGACGCUAGUCAGUGCUGAUACUUCUUGGAAGGUAUUUAACGAUCCUGUACACGGCCACAUCACUCUCCACCCGGCUUGCGUGGCCAUUGUCGACACACCCCAGUUUCAGCGACUGCGAGACAUCAAGCAGCUAGGGGGAGGCUACUUUGUCUACUCGGGCGCCUCACACAACCGUUUCGAGCAUUCGAUUGGGGUCUGCCACCUCGCGGGCAAACUUGUGAGGGCUCUGAAGGAAAGACAACCGGAGCUGAACAUCGACGAUAAGGAUGUGCUGUGUGUGGAGAUUGCGGGCCUUUGUCACGACAUGGGUCACGGCCCCUACUCCCACGUGUUUCCACAGCAUGUUCAUACCUCGUGCGCGAAGUGACCAGAGGCAGUGGAAGUAUGAAAAAGCCUCCUUGGCCAUGUUCGAUCAAAUGAUGAGCAAAAAUCCUUCUCUGAAGACUAAAUUGUUGACCAAAUAUAAACUGGAAGACAAAGACCUAAACUUCAUCAAAAACCUGAUUUGUCCCCCCUCGCAAGAUGAUGAGCAAAAAAAGUUUGAUGAUGAUCGAGACAACAAGAAAAGCUUUCUGUAUGAGAUUGUGGCCAACAAGCAGAGUGAGAUUGAUGUGGACAAGUGGGACUACCUUCUGCGAGACUGUCUCCACUUGGGCAUGCGCAGUAACUUCGACCAUGAUCGCUUCAUCUGCUUUGCUCGCGUCAUCAAGGUGCUCGGGAAAUACCGGAUCUGCGUACGUGACAAGGAAGAAUUUAGUGUCUACCAGCUGUUCCAAACACGACACUCGCUGUACAAGAAAGCUUACAGACACAGAGUGUGUAAUGCAGUGGAGAGUAUGUUUGUGGAAAUCUUGAUGCUUGCUGAACAAGUGCCUUUGAUUCCUGGAAAAAGCGGACAAUUAAGGACAGUCUCCCAGUGUAUUGAUGACAUGACAGCCUACACCAAUCUGACGGACUACAUUUUCCACCAAAUUCGCAUCAGCACGGGCGUCAACCUGAAGAAAGCCCGGGACCUUCUGCAGGCCCUGGACGAGCGAAGACUCUUCUGGUGCGUGGGCGAGAGCCGCCCCAUCGCCAAGAGCAAGUGUGAAAUUCUGAAUGAAGACAACCUCAUUGCCCUUGAUAAAGAAGAAAAGGUGAAAAAAAGCCUUAUGAAACUAAUAGAAGAUCUGAAAUUUCCACACAUUCCUGAGGAACGCAUUUUAGUCCAGGUAGUGACCCUUGACUUUGGAAAGAAAAAUCUCAACCCUCUGGCUAACUUAUGUUUCUACACCAAACAUAAUGUCAACUUGGCACAGCAUGUUAAUCCAGAGGAGGUGUCCCACUUGUUUCCAAAAGAACAGUUUCAGGAGCAGGUAGUGCGCGUGUACCUGAAACACUACUGGGACGAGGAGGAAAGACUGAUCGUCGAUCACAAGGAAGAUGCAAGUUUCGUCGGUAAAGCCUUCAAGCUCUGGUGCGAGAAAAACGAACUCGAGAAACCCAAACUGUUCUUCCAAGUCUGUCAGGUACCGAUCCAAGAGGAGGUAUGAACACAAAGCAGCGCCCUCUACUGUUGGCAACUUAGUUCGACUGUGUUCGACUUGUAUCCCAUUGUCGUUUUU